Molecule: messenger RNA, 3200 nt
Organism: Cephus cinctus (wheat stem sawfly)
Lineage: Eukaryota; Metazoa; Arthropoda; Insecta; Hymenoptera; Cephidae
Gene: nan
Product: transient receptor potential cation channel subfamily V member 5
Exons: 16
Coding region: 473-3142 (889 amino acids)
Biological process (GO): calcium ion import across plasma membrane
Cellular component (GO): membrane
Molecular function (GO): calcium channel activity; protein binding
Source: RefSeq, a predicted model, not a curated record
UAACGAAUAAUAAUAACAAUGAGGAUUACGUUGACUUAAGUAGGCGUUUUUUAAGAAUUAGAGAACGGGCAGACUUUUUAAAUUACUUGUACAAUAUUUUACUUGGAAUUUAAACAAAUAUGCAAGUACUAUAGCAAAAUUAUGAAACCACUCUACAGCUAAAAUGAACUUUCCAUCUUUUAGAGGUUAAAAUAAUUAUCGAACGUAAUUUUGCGGAAUCACAUCCCGGAUAAGGUUUCACUGUGGACCAAAACAGGAUAUCCUUAUGGUCUGUAACAUCCGGCUUUUGAUCUUAAUUUCUUAAAUAAUUAACUGGAGUCCAAAAUACCGUUAGAACUGAUUACAGCUUCAUUAAUCAAGCAAAACCGCAAUUAGCUAACGAGAAGCUUAAUUCGCACUACGUUUCGGUUGAACGCGUCGGUAAGAGAAACUAGAAUUUUCAAAUAAAACCGUUAAGGCACUCACCUUUAUUAUGGGUAAUACGGAAAGCAACGUAACGAGCGGCGUAAAGAAGCAAACUGACGGUUCUUCCAUUCUACUUUACAAGCUGGUAGACCUGAAGGGUGGUGGGUUACUGGUGGACAUGAUGAAAAGGGCUGCUCAGACGAAACAGUUUGCAGAAUUGGAUCACGCAUUGAGGACAAAGGUCGAGCCAUUUUUAUACAAUAAAGGAAAAGGUAAAUGGAUACCUAUUGAGAAAUUGGUUUUGUUAAGGAACAAGGAACGUCCUAGGCACAAGCUGCUGCCUGUCUUAAGAGCCAUGGAAAAUCCUGCCGAUUACGACAUCAAUAAGGAUAUCGAGAAUGAAGACGUAGACGAGACAAAAAUAGAUAAAUCCAAGUACCGGCUGGUUUGCUGGAUACUUAGUGAAAGAGGGGCAGUCGGUGAAACCAUUUUACACUUAUGCAUGUUACAUGCCACGGCGAUACACAUUGAUCUGGCAAAAAGAUUGUUACGUUUUUAUCCAAAGCUCAUUAACGACAUUUACAUGAGUGACGAGUACUAUGGUGAGAACGUACUGCAUAUGGCUAUAGUGAACGAGGAGCCAGCUAUGGUCAAAUUUCUCUUGGACAGUGGCGCCGACGUGCAUGAACGUUGCUAUGGAAAUUUCAUGUGUCCCGAAGAUCAGAAAGCAUCCAGAGCUGACAGCCUGGAACACGAAUGGGUUUGCGUUUGUCCCGAAACAAAUUACAAAGGAUACGUCUACUGGGGUGAAUAUCCUUUAAGUUUUGCUGCCUGCUUAGGACAGGAAGAGUGUUACAGACUUAUGCUUGCCAGGGGUGCUGAUCCUGAUAAGCAGGAUACCAAUGGGAACACUGUAUUGCAUAUGCUUGUUAUUUAUCAGAAGCUGGCCACUUUGGAUAUGGCUUAUGAAACUGGUGCCUCUUUGUCGUUGAAGAAUGUUCAGCAUCUGACGCCGUUGACUCUGGCUGCUAAAUUGGCACAUAUUGAAAUGUUCUUUCAUAUUUUGAAUAUAGAGCGGGAAAUUUAUUGGCAAAUUGGCAGUAUCACUUGUGCAGCUUAUCCUUUGUCUCAGGUCGAUACCAUUGACGUGAACAGUGGAAGGAUCAGUAAUAAUUCAGCCUUGAAUUUGGUUGUCUUUGGCGACAAAGACGAACACUUGGAACUAAUGGAUGGCGUUCUGGUAGAUCUGCUGAAUGCCAAGUGGAACACUUUUGUGAAAUCUAGUUUCACUCUUCGCCCUGGUCCAUCCGCAUCUCAAACAGCUACCACGGUGGCAAAUUCCACAUUAUCAAAGCAGACUGCAACAACUCCAAUCUCCAAUACGAAUGUUACGUCUACUAGUUUUCUAGACUCGUCACGCUUAUCAAUGGUUACAAGAAGCCUGAUUGCAACUUUGACCUCGAAUCUAAAUUCCACCCUGAACAUGACGUCCGAGUAUAUUGAGAGGAUCGCAUCUCAAAUCACAUCGAACAUCACUUCGACUUUACAAGAAAUUCUACUACAGGCCGCUCAGGACGAGGAGAGUUCUAGCACUUUGUCUACAAGCAGUAUUGACAUAAUUUCACAAAAUAUUUCAAUCAGCACAGAAAACGCAUCUCUUGCGAGACACGUCACCGAUACCAUAAGUGAAACUUUGGCUGAUCUAAAUUUGACAGUAAUCACAGUAACGACCGACACAAUUGCAACCACUACCGAUGACGAUGAUUGGUGGGACGAUCUCACAGAGGAAUGCAGAUUGAUGCAUCUGACAAGCGCAACCGCAAAGAUCCGCUUGACCACCGAGAUAAUGAUGCAAAUCGGCGCCAUACUUUACAUAGCAGCUGGAUUGAGAGAAGCCCGUUUUUUGGGACUUAACAUGUUCAUAGAAAAUCUCAUGACUGCACCUUCCAGAGUGAUGUUCUUAUUCUCCUGCUGCAUUCUACUGUCAUUCCCAUUCCUGAGAUUAGCCUGCGCCGACGAAGUCGAGGAUAUGUUAGCCGUAGUGGUAAUGUUGACCACAGCACCGUACUUCCUCUUCUUCUGCAGAGGAUUCAAGACGGUUGGCCCGUUCGUUGUCAUGAUCUACAGAAUGAUCAUGGGCGAUCUGCUCAGAUUCGUAUCAAUCUAUCUAGUCUUUGUGAUGGGCUUUUCGCAAGCUUACUAUAUCAUUUUCUUAUCAUUCGACAAUCCAAACACACCAGAGGGCGUCGAUGACUCCGUAUCUAAUCCCAUGCCGUCCCCUUUGGAAAGUAUAAUGGCGAUGUUCCUCAUGAGCAUGACGACUUUUGGCGAUUAUUAUGGUGCAUUUGAAAGAACCGACCAUGAAAUGGAGGCCAAGUUGAUGUUUGUAGUCUACAUGGCUAUUGUUGCUAUCCUCCUUGUGAACAUGCUGAUCGCUAUGAUGGGUAAUACAUAUCAGAAGAUUGCAGAGACCAGAAAUGAAUGGCAGAGACAGUGGGCUAGAAUUGUACUGGUAGUCGAAAGAGGCGUGAGUCCUGCUGAGAGACUGAAAAAAUUAAUGGAUUAUUCUCAACCGAUGUCCGACGGCAGACGAGCACUUGUUCUUCGUUUGAAUCAAUCGGAGGAGGAUAAGGAGGAAAUGAAAGAAAUUUUAGAGAUGAAGAGGACGCAUGAUAGAUUUGUCAAGAAGCUUCAAGCUAAGUUGUUGCAGGAGAAACAUGCUACACCGGUACCGUGAAUGAGGAAUGAUUUAUAAAUGUGAACAAUAAAAAUCAGGAUUCUUCCAGUAUAAUUAA